AUGUCCUUCUCCAAUCCCCUCAAUGUCGCCCUUCUCAUUCCCAUCGCCUAUCUCGUCUUCCGUGCCAUUGUUCCUCAGAAGCCUGUCCCGGAAGUCCCACCAACGACUUACACUGCCGGCGUCUACAACUGGGGACCGGACAAGCACCCCGAGGUCGGCAUCUGGAAGGAGUACACGCCUAUCGAGCUCGCGGAGAGUGACGGCAUCAAGUCGAAGCGCAUCCUCCUCGCCAUCGCCAAGAUGGACAAGGAUCACAACAUCAUUGAGCGCACUGUGUUUGACGUCUCCAAGGGCGCCAACUUCUACGGCCCGGCCCGCGAGAUCACGGUACACGCGCCCAUGCGGAAGCAAGCUGCGGCCUGGGUUCAAAGCUAA
Trichosporon asahii var. asahii CBS 2479 is the source of this 375-nucleotide messenger RNA. RefSeq lists its product as uncharacterized. The transcript has 2 exons. Bases 1 to 375 code for a protein of 124 amino acids. Lineage: Eukaryota; Fungi; Basidiomycota; Tremellomycetes; Trichosporonales; Trichosporonaceae. The record is from RefSeq and is a predicted model, not a curated record.